AUGUGGCGCCCAGAUCCAGGACCCUGCGUCGCACGGGUGGCCGACUGGGGCGAGCAUCCAGACGACGUUGAGUACAUCCGGCAGCUGAAGGCCCUGCCAAAGAAGAUUCUCAAGAGGCGUGAGAUAGUUGCCAAGGACUUGGACAUCAAGCGAGUUUGCCAGAAGCAGGGAAAGGUCCACUUUUCCGUUGCCUGCUGGAAUUUGUCAGAGUACUCUCGCAGUGGCGGUCUAGAUGCUCAGGUUUCCAGCCUGAUUCACGUCUUCUAUGAGGGAAAGGAUGAGCGUAAGGUUCUGAACGUGUUCUCUUCUGCCGGCAUUGACCUUGAGUCCGCUGAGGCAGUGCCGGUGGAUCCAAACUCGAGCAAACGCCACGAGCAGCAGAUCAUGUACGCCAAGGAGUGUCUCUACAUUCAGGACGAAAACACCUGGGAAGAAGGACACGAGGACAUCCAGCACUUGUCGGGAUCGGUACACAUUGUUGACUGGGUUGCCUUGCCGCCCUCUUGCCCUCAUGGAGCGAUCUAUGUUGCCAUCAUCACACCCCUCAUCAUGGUGUCCAAGCCCAUUCUACCGAAGGUGGUCUGGGGAUAUGAUUUUCUGCCCCAAAUGGCGUGUCAUAUGUGGUCCUUCGUGAUUGCUUGCUUCAUCCUGUUGCACAGCGGCGGGGAGGAAUGGAUGGCGUUUAUUUCCUUUGCCUCAGCAAUGUUGAUCGUCGCCAACUUGGCGACCAUGGGAUUCUCCCUGGACCUGUCUGCCCCGGCAGUCGCCUUACUCUGGGAGUUCAACUACCUGCUGGAGCGCUUUCAGUAG
Molecule: messenger RNA, 810 nt
Organism: Symbiodinium sp. CCMP2456
Lineage: Eukaryota; Dinophyceae; Suessiales; Symbiodiniaceae
Source: the annotation of a GenBank genome assembly